CAACCCCCUGCUUAGCCCAUCCCAUCACUGUAGUGGUUGUUCGAGGAAGGGUAUUAGUUGCUAGCCCGACUUCAUAGCUGGGCUCAGAGCUCGCCGAGCUGCCGACCUCGCCGCACCUGCUUUUUCAUUUCACGAAAUAUUACAAAAGUGGAAAGCGGGAUAAUUAAACGGAAACAUUUUACUUGUUUCGAUCUGGGAUUUUGCCGUUUGUGUGUUGCAUCUUGAUAUGACCAUUAGUACACGGCCGACAAGCAUCCUGGAACACGAUAGUCAAAUGUCUUUGGCUAGCCAACCCAACGCGCGAGAUUACGGUAGUAGAAAUGGAACGUGGUGGGAACGCAGAACUCGACUGGAGCGCCGUCUGUCGCUUUGCGCAACAGUCGUCGUAUUCGUUGCUGUUGGACUAGCCAUUGCCAUGGCUGCACUAAUUUAUCGAGGCCAGCAGAAUAAUCCAUCGAAAGUUUUCGAUAGUGAAACUCUUGCCAUGGUUUCGCCCUCUGCCGCAGCCUUUACAGUAAGCAGUCACGAAGUACUCGAUUUAGACAAGGUGACCCAUCCCGAAGCCAAAAGCGCCCAGGAUAUUUGUGACACUCCCGGCUGCGUUUUAGCAGCGGCCGAGAUUCUUAAAAAUAUGGACAAGUCGGUCAAUCCUUGUGAUGAUUUCUAUUCUUUCGCUUGCGGUGGUUUCGAAACGAGAAAUGUUAUCCCCGACGAUCAGUCGAGUGUGACUACAUUCAGUCUGAUAGGUGAUGAAGUGACGGAACAACUUCGAAACCUGAUUGAAAGACCCAUCAAAGAGGGCGAUGCUGAACCCUUCAAAUUGGUCAAGAAACUUUACCAAUCGUGCUUGAAUAAGACGCGCGCGGAAGAGGUGGGCCUGACCCCUCUCAAGGAGGUCCUUGACCAGUUCGGCGGUUGGCCCGUCGUUGUCGGAGACAGCUGGGAUGACAGUACUUUUAUCUGGUAUGAAAUGAUUUACAAGUUCCGUCGCGUCGGCUAUUCCAUCGACUACUUUGUCGACUUUUCCGUCACAACUGACUUGAAGAACUCUACCUCUCGUACGAUUGACCUGGAUCAAGCUACGCUCGGUCUAAGUAGAGAAUACCUUAUUAAAGGUAUGGAAGACAAGGACGUUAAAGCUUACCUUGAUUACCAAGUCGGCUUAGCAACUCUUUUGGGAGCGGAUAAAGAGCGCGCACUCAAGGAGCAGAGGGAAGCACUUGAAUUUGAAAUUAAGCUCGCCAACAUCAAUUUACCACGAGAAGAACGUCGUGAUGCCAACAAACUUUACAAUCCGAUGACCAUUAAAGAAUUGAGCCAAAAAGUGCCCGAAAUUCCGUGGUUGGUUUACAUGAACACUAUCCUGGCCCCGCAUCAUGUUCUAACGGAAAAUGAACGUGUCAUCGUUGAUGUGCCUGAUUACUUCCCUAAGCUAGUCGACUUGUUAGCCAAAACACCCAAGAGGACGUUGGCCAAUUAUUUGAUGUGGCGAGUUUCAUCCGCAUCGGUUGGGUACCUGAAUGAGGCGGCUAGAAAUUUGCAGCUCAAGUAUUCGGCUGUUUUGACUGGAACGACUGAACGCAAACCCCGUUGGGAAGAGUGCACUGACCUCGUGUCUGGCAGAGCCAAAAAGUCAAAAGGCAGAAUUUUUGGCAAUGCCGUCGGAGCCAUGUACGUCCGGGAAUAUUUUGAAGAAGAUGCCCGUCAAUCGGCCAACGAGAUGGUCAAAGAUAUCCGAAGCGUGUUUACUGAGAUUAUUGACGAACUCGAGUGGAUGGACGACGAAACCCGAGUGCGUGCCAAGGGCAAAUCAGCGUCAAUGACUACGCACAUUGCUUACCCCGACGAAUUGCUCGACGACAAAAAAUUGAUUGAUCUCUACCAAAAUCUGACUCUCGACGCGACAGACUAUCUACGCAAUGCCCUCAAUCUCACAGUUUUUGGCACCAAUUAUGCGUUCAAGAAAUUAAGGGAACCCGUUAACAAGACGGACUGGAUUUCGCACGGUCGACCAGCUGUUGUCAACGCCUAUUAUUCUCCACUUGAGAAUUCGAUCCAAUUCCCUGCUGGCAUCCUUCAGGGUGCUUUCUUUGGUAAGAAUCGUCCCGCCUACCUCAACUACGCUGCCAUUGGCUGGGUCAUUGGGCACGAAAUCACCCACGGCUUCGACGAUCAGGGACGUCAAUUCGGCCCCGAUGGCAAUUUGGCCGAAUGGUGGGCACCACCAACAAAGAAAAACUAUUUGGAGCGAGCCCAGUGCAUUAUUAGCCAAUACGGCAACUAUUCUUUCCCUGAACUCGGCUUGAACAUCAAUGGUAUCAAUACCCAAGGCGAAAAUAUUGCCGAUAACGGUGGUAUUAAAGAAGCCUACAGGGCCUACAUUAAAUACGCUACACGCUCUAGGUCCGGCUUUGAAAACUGGGACCAAGUUGAACAACGAUUGCCCGGUUUGAGCGAAUACAACGUACGGCAAUUGUUCUGGCUUGGUGCGGCUAAUGUUUGGUGUCAAAAAUCACGACCGGAAAGCUUGAAACUGCGCAUCCUUACUGGUGCUCAUUCUCCAUCACGUUUCCGCGUUCGUGGACCGUUCGCCAAUAUGCCCCAGUUCGCAUCCGACUACAACUGUCCUCUUGGAAGUGCUAUGAAUCCAGUACAAAAAUGCGCCGUUUGGUAAAGAAAAAAUUUAUAUUUUUUUUUUUACUAAUAACUUGUCAUCAUUUAUUGUCCAAAAAAAUCACGUAAUCCACAACUUAAUAUUAAAAAAAAAAAAAAAAAAAAAGUAAAAAAUCAAAAACAUUUGAAUUUGAUCUGUUUUUGGAAAUUGUAGUAGACCGUAAUAGGCCAGCAUUUUUUUUUCCUCCUAAAUUUUGUUCAUCUACAACUCCUCCCCUUCGCACACAAACACACAGCUGGACUGUUAUUUUUUUUUUUUUCCUUUUUUUUUUAACGUUCACAUGUCCCUAAAAAUCCCUAUAAGUAAAUACACGUUUCGUCGUAUUGCCCUAAA
Molecule: messenger RNA, 3007 nt
Organism: Daphnia carinata
Lineage: Eukaryota; Metazoa; Arthropoda; Branchiopoda; Diplostraca; Daphniidae
Gene: Nep2
Product: neprilysin-2-like
Exons: 14
Coding region: 227-2674 (815 amino acids)
Biological process (GO): protein processing
Cellular component (GO): plasma membrane
Molecular function (GO): metalloendopeptidase activity
Source: RefSeq, a predicted model, not a curated record